UUCCCACUCCGCCCGGGGCUCCGGGGGCGGCCAUGGGGCGUAACGGCCGCGCCGCGAGGCGGCCGCGCGGGCUCCCGCGCUCCGCCGGUGGGGGCUCUCCUGGGUGACGUCACCCCCUCCGCUGCGGCCCCGCCCCCGGGCGUUGCCAUGGCGACGGCGGGGCCCGGCGGGAGUUCCCUGAGGGGGUGACGGGCUGAGGGGCGCCGGGCGGCGGCUUCUUCCCGCCCUGCGGCCGCCCCCGCGUUUCCCGCCCGUGCGCUGGUUCCUGCCGGAGAGGGGCCGCCCGGCCCUGGUCCGGUCUCGCCGAGCGCUUGUUUGUGUUGUUGGAUUUUUUUCCCCAAAAAACACAAAAGUUUGUUUUCUACUUUCGGUUCGCGGCUGCCGAUGGCUCGUUUCCUCGUCAGCUUCUUGGAGAGCUGUGUCCAGUUCUGGGCUCCCGAUUUAGGAAGCGUGAGGAGGAGUUACUGGAGGGAGUCCAGGAUGAUUCCUCUGCAGAGUCUAUUUUUGAAUGGAAGGAUGCUCUUUCCCAGUAGAAGAUGGUGAUCCUAAUGUAUGAUCAUGGAAAAGGGAAUAAGUUCAGUAGAAGUGUUACCUUCCAAAUCGUCUCAGGUUACAGCUGUAAAAGUGGUGGUCAAAGAGUCCACAACAAAGCAAACCCAAAGAGGGAAACGAGUGGGAUUUGUGCUUGUCCAUGCAGGUGCAGGUUAUCAUUCAGAAUCCAAAGCUAAAGAAUACAAACAUGUGUGCAAAAGAGCCUGUCAGAAGGCAAUUGAAAAGCUACAGGCUGGUGCUCUUGCAACAGAUGCAGUGACUGCAGCACUUAUAGAAUUAGAGGAUUCUCCUUUUACAAAUGCAGGAUUGGGGUCUAACUUAAACCUUCUGGGUGAGAUAGAAUGUGAUGCCAGUAUAAUGGAUGGAAAGUCAUUAAAUUUUGGAGCAGUUGGAGCACUGAGUGGAAUCAAGAAUCCGGUUUCAGUUGCAAAUAGAUUGUUGUGUGAAGGGCAGAAGGGAAAACUCUCUGCUGGCAGAAUUCCACCUUGCUUUUUAGUUGGUGAAGGAGCUUACAGAUGGGCAGUUGAUCACGGGAUACCAGCAUGUCCUCCAGGUAUCAUGGCUACAAGGUUUAGUUUAGCAGCUUUUAAGAGGAACAAGAGGAAGCUGGAGUUGGCUGAAAAGGUGGAAACAGAUCUCAUUCAACUAAAGAAGAGGAGACAAUCAAAUGAAAAGGAGAAUGACUCAGGAACAUUGGAUACAGUUGGUGCAGUCGUUGUUGACCAAGAAGGAAAUGUUGCUGCUGCUGUCUCCAGUGGAGGUUUAGCACUAAAGCAUCCUGGAAGAGUUGGUCAGGCAGCUCUUUAUGGUUGUGGCUGCUGGGCUGAAAAUACAGGAGCUCAUACCCCUUACUCCACUGCUGUGAGUACUUCAGGUUGUGGAGAGCACCUUGUCCGAACCAUACUGGCCAGAGAAUGUUCAUGUGCUUUGCAAACGGAAGAUGCCCACCAAGCUCUCCUAGAGACUAUGCAAAACAAGUUUAUUGGUUCCCCUUUUCUUGCCAAUGAAGAUGGAGUUCUUGGAGGUGUGAUAGUUCUUCGGUCUUGCAGGUGUUCAGCAGAGCCUGAAUCUUCACAGGAAAAGCCAACUUUACUAGUGGAAUUUCUGUGGAGCCAUACGACCGAGAGCAUGUGUGUAGGCUAUAUGUCUGCACAGGAUGGCAAAGCUAAGACUCACAUUUCAAGGCUUCCUCCUGGAGCCGUGGCCGGACAGUCCGUGGCCAUAGAAGGAGGAGUUUGCCGGCUGGAGAGUCCAGACAGCUGAACAGCUGAUUCCUCGCUUCAUUGCAAAGAAUGUGAAAGACUUUUUGUACAAUAAGGGUUUUUUUUUGUGUUUUACCAGAUGUUGGAAAUUCUAGUCUUGUUUUAUACCCUGUAUUGCAACCAUGUGCACCAUAACUUGAGACAAGUACUGCUGUAGUUUAUGUUCUCACUCUGUGAAUGGGAGUGUGUGCAUGCUCGGUUUUUUUCCCCUAAUAAAAUAGGAUCUCUUCCCGGUUGUGCAAAGAUUAUGUAUGAUUAAUGAUUGUGUUUUCAUUGUUUUACGUUUGAGAAAUAACCGAAAGUCUAAAAAAAAUAAUUUAAAGAUAUGGUCACAAUUGUCAUUCAUGUUCUAAAUUUAAAAGUAACAGGCCUUUGAAGUGGCUAUAGAAUUAUGCAAAAAUUAUUUUGAUUUCUAAGUUUCUCAGUAGUUUAAGGAAAUCCAGUGAUGGUUUAAACAUGGGUUGUUUUUUUUCCUCCCCAAUAAGGAGGAUUUUUUUUGUCAAAUAAUGGUUUCAGUGAAACAAACUAAAGCAAAAUUAAGGCUAGAAUUGUUUUUAAAUAGUCUGAUAGAUCAUAUCUCUGUUCUCAAACUAAGCUGUUAAUAGCUUCAAGCUGUAUGUAUUGCAAAAAGCUUAUAUGAAGAUAAUGUAUCGUAACGCAGUCUUUAUGUAUAAUGGAAUAUUACAAUGUAAAUAAGAAAACAAAGUUUAUGGAAAGAUUCAAUAUUAUUCUUUGCUUCUGUUUUAAAUCUAUUUUUAAGAGAGGUACAGAAAUGGACAUAUUACUGGAUGCAAAGUGCAAUGUGUAUGAAAUGGAUGUUAGGAGGUCGGAUAUUAGCUUUCUUAUUGAUAAAGCAGCUUCCUAAAGUCCAGCCACAGCAUGGGUAUUUAUAUAACUGUAUGUAAUAAGUAUGUACUGUGCAUAAAUUUACUGUAAUUCUUUUAUACCUUCAACAAGACUGCAUUAUAAAGUGUAAUCCUUGUCUGCCUUGUGAAGCAUUGGCAGCUCAACUGGCCGUUGCCACCAGUACUAACACAUUCGCCUGAGUCUUAAAAGUGAGUUCUGACACACAAUCUUCCAUUCGGUAUUUUUUCUUCACAGCACUGGCAGCAAUAGAAGACUUUUGGAAUGAAUUCUUUGUCCUGAUAAGUAUGCCAAAGAGAAACUAAAAUAGUUCAUCUUUUUCCCUGGUGGAUAUUUGAUAAUUCUGUUUUCAGAAAUAGUGGAUGAAUAGAUAUUCAGACUGUAUUCGCUUAAUCGGGCAUUGUACUUGCCUGUUUUGUAAUGUUGUGCCUGCCUAUAACAAAACUACUUGACUGAUUAAAUGGUUACAUUGAUUGUAGUACCAAUCUUUCAUGAAAAAAAAAAAACAUAAUAAAUUUUUUUUAAUAGCCUGAGUUCAUUUUCACUAUUACGUUACAGGAUA
Molecule: messenger RNA, 3240 nt
Organism: Columba livia (rock pigeon)
Lineage: Eukaryota; Metazoa; Chordata; Aves; Columbiformes; Columbidae
Gene: TASP1
Product: taspase 1
Exons: 14
Coding region: 553-1815 (420 amino acids)
Biological process (GO): protein maturation
Cellular component (GO): cytoplasm
Molecular function (GO): beta-aspartyl-peptidase activity; asparaginase activity; threonine-type endopeptidase activity
Source: RefSeq, a predicted model, not a curated record